AUGGAUUUGUUUCCCCGCGCAGGUGCUGAAGAUAAAGCCCAGUGGAUAUUAGACUGGGAUUUUGGAGUCCGUAUCUGCAGAAGUGCCAAGCUGCUACUGCAUUCUGAUCCAUCUGCUGCAUAUGUUCGUGACCAAGAUGAAAAUAUCACACUCCUUCAUAAUGCAACUUUGGGUGGCGUAACUCGUGAGCGGAUCGCCAAAACUAUUUUGUCACAUUGCCCAGAUUGUUGUGAGCUAGUGGACCGGCGAGGCCGGAAUGCUCUGCGCUAUGCUGUUGAGAGCAAAAGCAUCACUGGACUGCGUGCUUUCCUUCGAAAUCCGUUCAUUUCCAACCUUAUAAAUCAAAAGGAUGAUGAGGGCAACACACCACUGCAUCUGCUCACAACUGUUGGCUUUGGCCCUGGUUUGUUCUUGGUGCAACCUCUUGUUGACAAGAUGGCAGUUAAUAGUCAAGAAAUGCCAGAUCUAGUUUUAUCCCCACUUUUGGAGGUGAUCUUUGACAGAGUAGCUUCGCCUGUCCUACAGAGGCUUGGAGAUUCAUGGGAUCUCAAGGACAACCUCAAAAAGUUACAACACGUAUUAUUAAUGGUUCAAGCUAUUCUUGAAGAUGCAGAACAGCAACAACUGACCAGAAAGGGUGUGAAGAUUGGGUUGUCAAGGCUCCAGGAUGCAGCUUAUGAUGCAGAGGAUCUGCUUGAUGAUUUUGCUGCCAAAGCUGUUGUUAUAGAUUCUGGAAAGUCAAGUAUAUCAAUAUCAAUAAAUGCAGGUAAGGUUAGAAAGACCCUUCAAGAUUUGGAAUUGACUGCAAUUGAGGGGCUUAGCUUGAAUUUGAAAGAGGGUAGUAUUAUGAAUAGGUCAUAUAAUGAAAGAGAAACUAGCUCUUUCAUUGUUGAAUCACAAAUCUGUGGAAGAGAGAAAGAUAGAGAGAACAUUGUUAAACUGUUAUUGUCAUGUGAAGCCACCCAAGAAGGAAAUGUAAUAGCUAUUCCAAUAAUUGGAAUUGGGGGGACUGGCAAGACAACACUUGCCCAAUUGGCUUACAAUGAUGAGAGGAUGACACAACACUUUGAUGUUAAAAUCUGGGUUUUUGUUUCUGAAAAUUUCAAUUCAAAGAGGAUUAUGAAAGAAGUUCUUGAGUCUUCAAUGAAUGGUACUGAUGAAUGGGAUAAAAAAAGGUUGAUUUUUAGUGGAGGUGUUGGCUGGAAGCAAAAUAAUACAGAAGAUCAGGAUGAGUGGGAUAAACAAAGGUUGAUUUUUAGUGGAGGUGUUGCUGGAAGCAAAAUAAUCAUCACUAGCCACAAUAAAAAGUUUGGAAUGGCAACGAGCAUUUCAAAAAGGAGAAGAAGAGAAGUGUCCAAAUCAUUUGCCCAUUGGAAUGCAAAUUGUCCAAAAAUGUGGAGGUCUGCCAUUAGCAGCAAAAAGCCUGGGAAGCCUAAUGCACUUCAAAAGAGUGAAAGGGAAUGGUUGCUGGUGAAAAGCAGUGAUCUGUGGAAUUUAAUCACAAGUCAUGGUGGAAUUUUGCCUUCUCUCAUGUUAAGUUAUCACCAUCUACCGUCACACCUUAAACGCUGCUUUGUUUUCUGCUCGAUCUUUCUAAAAAAUUAUGAAAUCAUCAAGGAGAAGUUAAUCCAUCUGUGGAUGGCAGAAGGGUUAAUUCAGCUUGAAGGGGACACAACUCUAGAAGAUAUUGGCAAUGAGAACUUCAAUGAUUUGCUGUGGAUGUGUUUCUUUCAAGAAGCAGAGAAAUGUAACACUGGCAACAUGACCAGGUAUAAAAUGCGUGAUAUCAUUCACGAUCUUGCAAGAUAUGUAGCAGGGAAAGAAUUUGUGAUACUGGAUCAUUCUCAUCCAGGAAGCAGUAUGCUACAAACUCAUCAUUCUUCUAUUCUCUGUAAAUUUGGAUCAUUUGAAGUUCCAGAAGGCUUAUAUGAAGCAGAACACCUGCGAACAAUCUUGUUGAUUGUGGGAGGAGAUUUACAGGAGGUUCCAAUAAGAUUAUUAUCAGGUUUUAAAUACUUGUGGGUGCUAGAUAUGAAAAGCUGUGGCUUGACAAAGUUGCAUGAAUUAAUAGGUGGUUUGACUUGCUUGAGGUACCUUGACCUAUCUUACACACUUAUCAGAACUUUGCCUCCAAUUAUACGCAAUCUAUGUCUUCUGCAAACUCUAAAUCUUCAUGGUUGUAGUGAACUUGAGCAAUUGCCUAACUUGGCAUCCAUGGCUGAUCUUAGACAUCUUAUUAUAUCUGAAUGUGGAAAGUUAAUCUAUGUUCCUUUUAGUAUCAGAACGUUGCAUAGGGUUCAGUCAUUGCCAAUGUUUAUUGUGCAGUGGGGCUCUUUUAAUGCUUUGGGUGAUUUGGAACAUUUAAAUCUUUAUAGUGAGUUGAAAAUUAAACACCUGCAGAAUGUAAAGGGUGCAUAUCAAGCACAAUUAGCUAAUAUGAGGAUGAAGAGAAACCUUGAGAUUUUGGGACUAUACUGGGAACGGUAUGAUAGAUUGCCAUUACAAGGCCAGGAGCACGAUGAUGCUCUAGCAGAAGGCAUUCUUGAAGCCCUACUGUUAUAA
Hevea brasiliensis (rubber tree) is the source of this 2562-nucleotide messenger RNA. Its product is annotated as putative disease resistance protein RGA3. Bases 1 to 2562 code for a protein of 853 amino acids. Gene Ontology annotation, biological process: defense response to other organism. Lineage: Eukaryota; Viridiplantae; Streptophyta; Magnoliopsida; Malpighiales; Euphorbiaceae. The transcript is spliced from 5 exons. Gene Ontology annotation, molecular function: ADP binding. The record is from RefSeq and is a predicted model, not a curated record.